ACGAGACGGCAACGAGGAAGUGACACAUUGUUGCAGUUGGAUGAAAUUAUCUUACCAUCCAUCUGAUAGCCAUCGAGUACCGUUAACAAGGAACCUAAAAUGCAGUCUGUACGAAAACGUCGAGGCAACGCGCUAAACAGAGCAACACAAAAUAGCACUCCUGGUCUGAAGGAAAAUGUGGCACAGAAGAAAAGGCCACACUUCCACUUUGACCUGUGGUUCUGUCUGACUCUGCAGAACUGGGUACUGGACUUUGGAAGGCCUAUUAUCAUGAUUGUCCUUCCUCUUGAGUGGUUUCCCCUGAACAAGCCCAGUGCUGGAGACUGUUUCCACAUGGCCUACAAUGUCAUUACACCAUUCCUAAUGCUCAAGCUGAUUGAGCGCAGUCCUAGGGUGCUGCCUCGCUCAGCGGUCUACCUCUGCAUCAUCACCUUUGUCAUGGGAGCCAGCAUCCACCUGGUGGGAGACUCCAUCAACCACCGGCUCAUCCUGAGUGGCUACCAGCUCCACCUGUCAGUCAGAGAGAAUCCCAUCAUCAAAGAUCUUAAACCUACCUCACUGAUUGACUCUUUUGAACUGCUGUAUUAUUACGAUGAGCAGCUGGGCCAUUUAAUGUGGUACAUUCCUUUCUUUAUCAUUCUGUUCAUCUACUUCACCGGCUGCUUCACCAAGGCUGAAGAACAGAAGAAGAUUCCUGUAACUGGCUGGCUGCUAAUGGGACCCAGCGCCCUCUACUAUUGGUACUUGGUCACUGAAGGACAAAUCACUGAGCUUUUCCUUCUCACCUUCCUUGCUAUGGUUGCUGUGGUGAUCCAUCAACAGCGUAAAGGCCUCAGCCCCGACAGCAAUGGCCUGUUCCUGUUCUGCAGUUUCAGUAUUACGGUGCUCCUGGUGGCUAUGUGGGUGGUCUUCCUAUGGAAUGACCCAGUGCUACGCAACAAGUACCCCGGACUCAUUUAUGUACCAGAACCCUGGUCCUACUACACUUUACAUAUCAGGAACCACUGACUUACAUCCAGGUCUGUGUUCCUCUGUUUGAAGAAAAAGGAUUUUUGAAUGCCGCUUCCUUUUGUCUGAACUGACUGACUUAACGAUGAAGGCUGUUGAUGAGCACCGACCUCACUGUGAAACGCAAGGAUCUGCUUUGUUCAGCCAUACAUUAAGAUGGGAAUUUGUCUGCUCUGUCUAUUUCUGUAUUGAUAUACACAAGUCUUUAACAGGUGCACGUUAGCAGGGAUAACAGCCUUCUCACUGAUCACAUAGUAGCAACACGUUUGCUUCAACUAGCCUCAGAAAAAAAGCUAAUGUUUGUGUAAGAAUUGUUCUUCCUAUUUGACUUAACCCCUUGUGUUAACCAUAUGAGACAGAGCAUGUUUGUGAUCAUUACCUCCUAGUGUUUUUAUCAGUCCUAAUAGAAAUGUAUCUAUUUUGUAACUGUAAAACCAGGGCAGGGAUUAACACACUAAAGGCAGAAGUCCUCCUCCCACCCUUGGUUUGCUGACUGUCAGUUAGUUUGUGUUAAUUUGAUUAAACACAUUUUUGAUUUGAGAACAUGCACCAUGUCAACAAAAACAUUACAUUUUGUUACAGUUACUUUUUGAAACAGCGCUUGUACCGGUGCAUAUAACCAAACAAUUUUGUAAUUAGUCAAAUUAUCACAAUGUAAUUGCCACUCAACAACCUGGGGCCUUUGAGGCCCCUGUGGGUUUAUGGCCACCGGGCUGCUGCCUGCUUUCUCAUGACCAGCGAAGGGAAUGACAAAGGUGAAUAUAUGUCAGGUAUAUUCUCUGAAAAAUGAGUAAAAGGUUUACCUUGAAUCCAGUUGAUGACAAUUGAUUUUUAACACCUUCGAAGAAAGAAGGUGUCGGGUCAUUCGAUAAAUUGACUUCUGAAGAAAGAAAAGAAGAAGAAGACAACAGUUAUUCCUGACUGAUUAAAAACACUUUGUGCUGUAUAUCAGACUUACUGUCUAAACAAGUAUGGGCUACCAUUAGAAGAUCAACAGCUUGAAAGUAGGAAAAACAUUUUAUAUAGAAAAGAAGUAAAAACAAUUCUGCAUAGCCAAAAGAUGAACAAAGACAUGAUGAGAGGAUGUUAAAAUAGUACCAAUGUGUGAUGGAAACAUGGUCGAGCAGUAUUAUCUACAUGGUUAGUCAGAAAGACGGCUAUCAAAAUAUGUUUUGAAGCAGGAUUUAAAAAUGACUAAUACUAAAUGGAGUGUUUCAAAGCUAUAAUGUAAAAAAAAACUCAGGUAUUUAAGGUUUCACGCCUUGAUAGGUUUUGGUGAAGAUGCCAUUUUGUCGUUAUAUGGUCAUAUUGUGAACUAGUGUGUUUCCAUAUAUGGUUAAUACAACUUCCUAUAAUUACAGCCCAGCCCUACUGACAUGAACGUUUUACACCAUUUUUUACAUGAUGUAAGUCAUGUACAAUGUUAGUGUUCAUCAUGGAGCGAAAUCUAUUGUACAGAUGGUUUAACAUGAUUCAAAAGGUCAACGCAAAGAGCAGGUGACUGUUAAGAUACAAAUCUAAACUUUAUUGUUAACUGAAG
Molecule: messenger RNA, 2548 nt
Organism: Monopterus albus (swamp eel)
Lineage: Eukaryota; Metazoa; Chordata; Actinopteri; Synbranchiformes; Synbranchidae
Gene: cln6a
Product: CLN6 transmembrane ER protein a
Exons: 7
Coding region: 100-1008 (302 amino acids)
Biological process (GO): lysosome organization
Cellular component (GO): membrane; endoplasmic reticulum
Source: RefSeq, a predicted model, not a curated record